Molecule: messenger RNA, 6633 nt
Organism: Chroicocephalus ridibundus (black-headed gull)
Lineage: Eukaryota; Metazoa; Chordata; Aves; Charadriiformes; Laridae
Gene: JARID2
Product: jumonji and AT-rich interaction domain containing 2
Exons: 18
Coding region: 1173-4877 (1234 amino acids)
Biological process (GO): regulation of gene expression; chromatin remodeling
Cellular component (GO): nucleus; chromatin
Molecular function (GO): DNA binding
Source: RefSeq, a predicted model, not a curated record
GCGCGGUGAGGGACCGUCGCCAAACUCCCCUCUCGGGUUGUGGCGCAAGGGGCAGCGGCGACCUUGGCUGAAAUGCCGAAAAAAGAGAAGGGGGAGGAGGGGUGAGGUGGGGUUGAGGGGAGGGGUGGGAAGGGAGAGCGUGUGACGCCGAACCCGCACGGAGCUGUUUGGCGUAGGCCCUGUUGCAUGCGUUGAAACGCCGGCGGGGGCCGGGCGUUGCGGCUGCCGUCCCGGUUGGGAGUUGAGUCGGAGGCCCUAAAGCCGGGUGUAUGUAUGUGUGUGCGUGCGCGUGUGCCCGUGUGUGUAUAUAUAUAUACACACACGCGCGCGCACACACGCGCAGGCAUAUAUAUUAUUAAAAAAAAAAAAAAAAAGGGAGAAAAAAAAAAAAGGAAAAGAAGAAGAAGAAGAAGAAGGGGGAAGAGCCAGGGUCCAUUUAAAGUUGCUGCCGGAGAAGCGGUUCUCAUUGGUUCGGGGGGGAGCCGGAGGAGCGGAGACACACACGGUGCGCGCAGCCCUCCCCGCCGCCGCCGCUGCCGGAGCCGGAGCCGCCGCCGGAGGAGCCGCCGGAGCCGGAGGAGCCGCCGGGCCGGAGUUGUCUCUGCCGCUUUUUUUUUUUUUUUUUCUUCCCACCCCCCCCGCCCCCACUACCACCCCCUCCACACACACCCCCCUCCGCUGCUGCAGCGGCACGAACGUGACUGCCCAGCGUCGGCGAUUAUUAUUAUUUUUUUUUUUUUUCUCUCUCUCUCGUCUCCUCUCGGCCCCCUUUUUCCUCCUCCAAGAUGUAACUACAGCCCUGACACUAAGGACCUGCAGAUCGCUUAGGUGGCUUGGGAAAGAGAAAAGGGGAUAUCAAGGGCGUCGCGUUUUUUUUUUUUUUUUUGUGGUUUAGGGGGAAAUUUUCCAUUAUAAUGUUUCACUAAAGUGAUUUUUUUUUGUUUUGUUUCCUUCGCAUUCGUCUAUUUUUUUUUUUCGUCCCCCAUUUCUCGGAUUUAUUGCUAGGAGAAUCACAUUGUGAGGAAAGAAAGUCGGAUUACAAGAUACCACUACAAACAACCCCCUCCCCCCAGGAUUUUUUUCGUGUCUUUUUUUUUUUUUUUUUAAAAAUUGUCGCGGCUUUAAUUCAUGAAGCAAUUGUCCCCUUUUGCAAUCAGAAUUUGGAUACCAGAAUGAGCAAAGAAAGACCCAAGAGGAAUAUAAUUCAAAAGAAAUACGAUGACAGCGAUGGGAUUCCCUGGUCAGAGGAGAGAGUGGUGCGGAAGGUCCUGUAUUUAUCUCUGAAGGAGUUCAAGAACGCACAGAAGCGGCAGCACGGCGAUGGCAUUAGUGGGAGCCUCAAGGCAGUGAAUGGACUUCUCACUAAUGGCCAAUCUAAAGGAUUAGGACCGGGAUCAGAACAGCUGGAGAAUGAGAAGGACGAUGCAUCGCAAGUGUCCUCAACGAGCAACGAUGUUAGUUCUUCAGAUUUUGAAGAAGGGCCCUCGAGGAAAAGGCCAAGGCUGCAAGCACAAAGGAAGUUUGCUCAGUCCCAGCCAAACAGUCCCAGCACAACUCCAAUAAAGAUAGUGGAGCCGUUGUUACCCCCUCCCGCUACUCAGAUUUCUGACCUCUCCAAAAGGAAGCCCAAGACAGAAGAUUUUCUCACUUUCCUCUGUCUUCGAGGUUCUCCAGCCCUGCCCAGCAACAUGGUAUAUUUUGGAAGCUCUCAGGAUGAUGAGGAUGAAGAAGAGGAGGAGGAGGAGACAGAGGACACAAAAACAGCCACAAACAAUGCUUCAUCAUCAUGCCAGUCAACCCCCAGGAAAGGAAAAACGCAUAAACAUGUACCAAAUGGGCAAGUUUUCAAUGGGUCCAGCAAAUCAUCGAAGGAGAAAGAACCUGCUCAGAAACACAAAAGCAAAGAGGCCACACCAGGGAAGGAGAGGAAUGGCGAACAUAAGGCUGAGAGCCGAAAAGACCAGGCUGCUGCUAAUCACCAUCCUACUACAAACACUGGCUCCUCUACGAAAGGGCUCACCGCUAACAACCACCACACUCUUCAUAAAUCGGCUCAGGACUUAAGGAAACAGAUUUCUAAAGUCAACGGGAUCACUCGAAUGUCAUCUCCGAGUGCAAAUGCAGCCAGUGCCAAAAAGAUGAGAGAAGUCAGACCUUCACCGUCCAAAACUGUGAAGUACACUGCAACAGUGACAAAGGGAACUGUCACAUACACCAAAGCCAAGAAAGAACUGGUCAAGGAAACCAAACUAAAUCACCACAAACCCAGUUCACCUGUCAACCACACAAUCUCAGGGAAAAUAGAAAGUAGCAAUGCAAAAACCCGCAAACAGGUGCUAUCCCUUGGAGCAUCCAAGUCUAACAAUACCGCUGUUAAUGGUGUAAAAGUCAAUGGCAAGUUGAACCAAAAGACAUGCACUAAGGAGGUGGGGAGACAGUUAAGGGAGGGUCUGCGCAAUUCGAAGAGGAGGCUGGAAGAGAUGAAUCACAUAGACAAAAUACAGUCGCCCACCAAGAGAAUGAAAGGGGCCGUCAACUUGGCAGAAGCUGUCAGCAAAAAGGCAGCCGUAGAAAAGCCUUUGCUGAAUGGACACCUUAAAAAGGAAGUGCCAGAGAAGAGUUUGGAAAGAAAUAGGCCGAAAAGAGCCACUGCUGGAAAGAGUACGCCAGGGAAACAAGCACAUGGCAAAACUGAAAAUGCCUCCUGUGAAAAUCGUUCUACCUCUCAAGCGGAGUCCUUGCACAAGCCACAAGACUCAAUGGGAAAGCACGAAAAGGGCAGUAGUAAGUCUGGGUGGGGGAUGCUGGGGGAGAUUCCCAUCCUUAAGCCCUCCACCAAGGAAUUCCAUGACCCACUGAUAUACAUUGAGUCAGUCCGAGCUCAGGUAGAGAAGUAUGGGAUGUGCAGGGUGAUUCCUCCUCCAGACUGGAGACCUGAGUGCAAGCUAAAUGAUGAAAUGCGGUUUGUGACACAGAUUCAGCACAUACACAAGCUAGGCAGGCGCUGGGGACCCAACGUGCAGCGGCUGGCCUGUAUCAAGAAGCACCUCAAAUCUCAGGGCAUUACCAUGGACGAACUCCCACUCAUAGGAGGCUGUGAGCUUGACCUGGCCUGUUUUGUCCAGUUGAUCAACGAGAUGGGGGGGAUGCAGCAAGUGACUGACCUCAAGAAAUGGAACAAGCUGGCAGACAUGCUGCGCAUCCCCAAAACUGCACAGGACAGGCUGGCCAAGCUGCAAGAAGCCUACUGCCAGUACUUGCUCUCCUACGACUCCCUCUCCCCCGAGGAGCACAAGAAACUGGAGAAGGAGGUCUUGCUGGAAAAGGAAAUCUUGGAGAAGAGGAAAGGACCUUUGGAGGGACAUUCGGAGAAUGCCUACAAGUUCCAUUCCUUGCCCCGGUUUGAGCCCAAAAAUGGACUCAUCAACGGCGUGGUUCACAAAAAUGGCUUCCGCAACAAGUUAAAAGAAGUCGACGUCCCACUGAAGACGGGCAGGCGGCGGCUCUUCGCUCAGGAAAAGGAGACCACGAAAGAGGAUGAGGAGGAGGAGGAGGGAGUUCUUAGCGACUUACACAAGUGUAUAUACAAGGGUAGGUCUGUUUCUUUAACAACCUUCUACCGAACAGCAAGAAACAUCAUGAACAUGUGCUUCACAAAGGAGCCUACAGUAGCUGAAGUAGAGCAAGAAUAUUGGCGGGUAGUGGAACAGAAAGAUUGCCACGUAGCAGUGCAUUGUGGAAAAGUAGAUACCAACACCCACGGGAGUGGCUUUCCUGUGGGAAAAUCUGAACCAUUUUCAAGGCAUGGGUGGAACCUCACAGUCCUUCCUAAUAAUACAGGAUCCAUCCUGCGACAUCUUGGUGCUGUGCCUGGAGUGACAAUUCCUUGGCUAAAUAUUGGCAUGGUCUUUUCUACCUCAUGCUGGUCUCGAGACCAAAAUCACCUUCCAUACAUUGACUACUUACACACUGGUGCUGAUUGCAUUUGGUAUUGCAUUCCUGCUGCGGAGGAGAACAAACUUGAUGAUGUGGUACAUACCCUGCUGCAAGCCAAUGGCACUCCAGGGCUGGAAAUGCUUGAAAGUAAUGUAAUGAUCUCCCCAGAAAUCUUGUGUAAGGAGGGGAUCAGGGUGCACCGUACUGUACAGCAGAGCGGGCAGUUUGUUGUCUGUUUUCCUGGAUCCUUUGUGUCUAAAGUGUGUUGUGGCUAUAGUGUUUCUGAAACAGUGCACUUUGCUACCACCCAGUGGACAAGUAUGGGUUUUAAAACAGCCAAGGAAAUGAAGAGACGACGUAUAGCCAAGCCAUUUUCAAUGGAAAAGUUGCUUUAUCAGAUUGCAACAGCAGAAGCAAAAAAGGAAAAUGGACCGACUCUGAGUACGAUAUCAUCACUUCUUGGAGAGCUCAGGGACACGGAGCUGAGGCAGCGGCGGCAGCUUUACGAGGCAGGUCUCCAUUCUUCAGCACGCUACGGCAGCCACGACAGCAGCAGCACGGGGAUGGAUGGAAAGAAAAAGCCUCGAAAGUGGUUGCAGUUAGAAACAUCAGAGAGGAGAUGUCAGAUUUGUCAGCACCUGUGCUAUCUUUCCAUGGUUGUACAGGAGAAUGAAAAUGUUGUCUUCUGCCUGGAGUGUGCCCUUCGGCAUGUGGAAAAACAGAAGUCUUGUCGGGGACUGAAGAUGAUGUACCGUUACGAUGAGGAACAAAUAAUCAGUCUGGUCAAUCAAAUCUGUGGGAAAGUAUCUGGUAAAAACGGCAGCAUUGAGAACUGUAUCAGCAAGCCUACACCAAAAAGAGGACCUCGUAAGAGAGCGACAGUUGACGUGCCAUCAUCUAGGCUUUCAUCCUCCAGUUCAUCCAAAAGUGCUUCAAGUUAAUCCUGAAGAUGCCAACACUCUCAUUUUGUCAAUUUAUAUAUAUUUUUUGUAAUUAUUAUACCAUAGUUUGGAGUACUUGCUGUAGAAUACAAGCUGUCUUUGCACUAGCUCUAAAGAAGAUUUUCUUCUGGUUUUAGAGAACUAAUUUUGUUUUAGCAUUAAACUGUUGAAUUUUUUUUUUUGUACUUAGAAUAGAUAGAUACAGCAGUCUGAUUUUUUUAAACUGCCGUAUGUUCACUGUUUUAAAACCGGCAAGGGGCUGAUAAAAUAUUAAUUUGUAUUGUCCCUAUGGCUGAAAAAAAUAAAAAGCCUUUUUGGUAACUGUGAAAAAAGGCUUUUAACCCAUUUUUUGAAUAGGUUGAAGUUUGAUGUGUUUUAUAAUUUGUUCUCCAGUCAUGUGAGCAGAUUUUUCUAGAGAGAAAAGGGAUAGGAGACAAAAACUUGAAAGAAAUUGCUUUACUUUGGCUGUCUUUUAUUCUGUCACAGCAAGAGGAGUUUUGUAAUUUUUUAAAUUGGAGAAUACACACUUUCUUUGGGAGGUUAUGGCAGCUGAAGAUGGACUUUGUUUCCUAACUGUAGGCAAAAGGAGGAGAUUUGGAGUAUGUUCUCUUUUACCAGCACAUCACUAUGCAUCUGUUUUGAGGGGGAAAAAUAAAAAUUAAAAAAAAAAAAAAAAAAAGAAAAAAAAAAGGAGGAAAAAAGACUGCCUGCCUUGAGGAGUCAUGUGAGGGAAAACUGUGCCUGAUUUCAUUAGGAAAUCCAUUCUGUUAUUUUUUGGUGCUGUUGGCUACUUUAUCAAAAAACCCUUCAAUAGCAUCCUUUAAAGAAAAAAAAAAAAAAAAGAAAAAAGUGAUUGAAGCCAUAAGUGCUUCUUUUGUCAUAGACGUGCAAUCUUUCUAACAUUCCAUUUCCAUUCCACUGCUGUUUUUCACACCUUUACACAGUCAAGCAUUAAUUUUUGUUUUGAAUUUGUUUCAUUAUAUGAUCACAUUUAGAGCCACUAGCAGGUCUGCAUAUUUCUUUUGAAUGUGAAAAUGCAUUUGCUUUCAUCUUGUCUAUUUUUUCUCUUCAUGUUGUAACAAAAAAAAAAAAAUCACACCUUUUGUACAUAUGCCUGUAAAUUUUUUUAAAUACUUGAGCCUUUUCUUGGGGUGGGGGGAGGGAUGGCGAAGAGACAAGAUGAAGAAAAGCCUUACGUUUCACUUUCUUCAUCGGUUGGAUUGGAUGCUUACAGGGUUUUUCUUGUAACAUUUAUAAGUGCUGCUUACAUCACUGAACAACAACAAAAAAUAAUAAUGGAGUAGCUGUUGCCCUUUUCUGGUUGUGUGUACAGUAUGUGUGGAAUAAAAAAGGGAAAAUGUUUUCACAAACUGUUUUGUUUCGUAAUUGAAUUCAACAAUACCGUAGCUACCCAUAUUGCACUGAGCUUGCCAGUGGUGACUGUCAGGAAAGUCCUAUAAUACAAUUUGUUGGUUGUUGUUGCAGAAGACUGAACUGUUUUGGAAUAUUUAACAAUAACAUAAACAGAGUCAAGUGUUUUCAAAUGUGGUUGUCUGGUUUUUAUGGCCUUGCUGUGUACUUUUUCCCUCUUGACAGUAAACUUCUGACUAUGGCUUACAGUUUGACAUUUAAUUUAUUAGCGCUGCUCUGCUCUCUUUCCUUGUAAGGAAAGACUUCAUGUUGUUUAUUGCCAGUUUUUUGUUUACUUUCCAGGUUUGUACUACGAGGUUUAAUAAAAAAACAAAACUUUUUUGGA